Messenger RNA from Dipodomys ordii (Ord's kangaroo rat), 2265 nucleotides. It is a transcript of the gene Zbtb48, whose product is annotated as zinc finger and BTB domain containing 48. The record is from RefSeq and is a predicted model, not a curated record. NCBI's taxonomy places the organism in Eukaryota, Metazoa, Chordata, Mammalia, Rodentia, Heteromyidae. Gene Ontology annotation, cellular component: nucleus. Gene Ontology annotation, molecular function: protein binding; RNA polymerase II cis-regulatory region sequence-specific DNA binding; DNA-binding transcription factor activity, RNA polymerase II-specific. Gene Ontology annotation, biological process: regulation of DNA-templated transcription. The coding region runs from base 88 to 2217 and encodes 709 amino acids. The transcript is spliced from 10 exons.
GCGACGGCGGCGUCUCCUCACGGUGGGCCCGGCACGUCGGGCCGCGACAGUUGGUCUGUGGGCUGUGGAAGCGGCCGAGCCCGGACCAUGGAUGGUUCCUUUGUCCAGCACAGUGUAAGAGUUCUGCAAGAGCUCAAUAAGCAGCGGGAGAAGGGCCAGUACUGUGAUGCCACCUUGGAUGUGGGGGGCCUGGUUUUCAAGGCACACUGGAGUGUCCUUGCCUGCUGCAGCCACUUCUUCCAGAGCCUCUAUGGAGAUGGCUCCAGGGGCAGCGUUGUCCUCCCUGCUGGCUUCUCAGAGAUCUUUGGCCUCUUGCUGGACUUUUUCUACACUGGUCACCUGGCUCUCACCUCAGGGAACAGGGAUCAAGUGCUCCUGGCAGCCAGGGAAUUACGAGUACCUGAGGCUGUGGAGCUAUGCAAGAACUUUCAGCCCCAAACCUCAAUGGGACAGGCACCAAGUGGCCAGAGUGGACCAGGGACACCUGUCUCACAGGAUGUGAAAGGCCACCUCAAGGAGCCAUCAGACUUAGAAGACGAUGAAGUUUCGAAGACUCUGGGCAUGGUGCCCAGGGAUCAGGAGCCCAUGGACAGUCAUAGCCCUCAGGGGCUCAGUCACCCUGCUCAGAGCAGCCCCUCCUUCCUCUGUGGGAAACUCAAGCAGGCUCUAAGGUCUUGUCCCUCAGAGGACAAGGACCCUGGGGACGGCAAAGUGUUCACGAGGUCCUUUGAAGCCGAAGAUGCCCCGCUGCAUCGAGAGAGUAAUGAGUGGGAAGUGGUGGUUCAAGUUGAGGACGACGGGGAUGGCGAUUACGUUUCUGAACCUGAAACUGUGCUGUCCAGGAGGAAGUCAAAAGUAAUGAGCAAGCCCUGUGCUGCCCAGCCAACCUUGGGUGCGAGUUCCCUAGCAGCUGAGCCCGCUGAGAGCAGAAAAGGCACAGCGGUGCCGGUUGAAUGCCCCACGUGCCAUAAAAAGUUCCUCAGCAAAUAUUACCUAAAAGUCCACAACAGGAAACACACUGGGGAGAAGCCCUUCGAGUGUCCCAAAUGUGGCAAGUGUUACUUUCGGAAGGAGAACCUCUUGGAGCAUGAAGCCCGGAAUUGCAUGAACCGCUCGGAACAGGUCUUCACGUGCUCCGUGUGCCAGGAGACCUUCCGCCGGAGGACAGAGCUGCGCACGCACAUGGUGUCGCACACAGGGGAGAUGCCCUACAAGUGCUCCUCCUGCUCCCAGCAGUUCAUGCAGAAGAAGGAUUUGCAGAGCCAUAUGAUCAAGCUGCACGGAGCCCCCAAGCCUCACGCGUGUUCCACCUGUGCCAAGUGCUUCCUGUCCCGCACGGAGCUGCAGCUACACGAGGCCUUCAAGCACCGCGGGGAGAAGCUGUUUGUGUGCGAGGAAUGUGGGCACAGGGCCUCCAGCCGCAACGGGCUGCAGAUGCACAUCAAGGCCAAGCACAGGAAUGAGAGGCCCUACGUGUGUGAGUUCUGCAGCCAUGCCUUCACGCAGAAGGCCAAUCUCAACAUGCACCUGCGCACACACACGGGCGAGAAGCCCUUCCAGUGUCACCUCUGUGGCAAGACCUUCCGCACCCAAGGUGAGCUAGGCCGGUUCCCUUCCUUGUCCUGGGGACACGCUCAGUGGCUGAGCUCCGCCUUGUCCCCCACAGCCAGCCUGGACAAGCACAACCGAACCCACACAGGCGAGAGGCCCUUCAGCUGCGAGUUCUGCGAGCAGCGCUUCACGGAGAAGGGGCCUCUACUGCGGCAUGUGGCCAGCCGCCACCAGGAGGGCCGGCCCCACUUCUGCCAGAUCUGUGGCAAGACCUUCAAAGCGGUAGAGCAGUUACGUGUGCACGUCCGACGACACAAGGGGGUGAGGAAGUUCGAGUGCACGGAGUGCGGCUACAAGUUCACUCGGCAGGCCCACCUGCGAAGGCACAUGGAGAUCCAUGACCGCGUGGAGAACUACAAUCCCCGGCAGCGCAAGCUCCGCAACCUGGUCAUUGAGGACGAGAAGGUGGUGGUGGUGGCCCUGCAGCCUCCCGCAGAGCUGGAGGUGGGCUCAGCCGAGGUCAUUGUCGAGUCCUUGGCCCAGGGUGGCCUGGCCACCCAGCUCCCUGGCCAGAGACUGUGUGCAGAAGAGAGCUUUGCUGGCUCAGGUGUCCUAGAGCCCUCGCUCAUCAUCACAGCUGCUGGCCCCGAGGACUGUGACACAUAGCCCACCCUGCCCACUUGGCCCAGCCCCCAAUACACAUGUGGCUUUAUA